AUGACUCUGGUAUGUGUGGUCAUUUCAUCGCCGCUGACACCUAAUUUCGAAAGAAAAAUUGAUUUUCAUAAUCUUUUCGACAAUUACGGUAUAUGGUCAUCAAAAUUAUGUCAAAAUACAACAUUGGCUCAAACAUAUUUGACUAAUACUCGACAACUUAUAACUACUCUUGAAUCCAAUGAUUCUUAUGCUCAAGUUCUUGAAAAACAUCCUAAUGCAAUAGCUUAUUUCAAAAAUGAUGACAAUGAAGCUCUUCUUUUAUCGAAUUGUAAUCAAUUUUUCAUUGGUCUUAAAAAUGCUCGAAAACUUGAUGUACAAGUUUUAAUACAACAACAAAAAUAUGAACAAGAUGUCAAUCGUCUUUACAGAAAAAUUAUUGAAUCACUUGUUGGUACACAUACUAUUAUUGAUGAUAAUUUUUAA
Molecule: messenger RNA, 423 nt
Organism: Rotaria sp. Silwood1
Lineage: Eukaryota; Metazoa; Rotifera; Eurotatoria; Philodinida; Philodinidae
Source: the annotation of a GenBank genome assembly